Molecule: messenger RNA, 835 nt
Organism: Cornus florida
Lineage: Eukaryota; Viridiplantae; Streptophyta; Magnoliopsida; Cornales; Cornaceae
Product: late embryogenesis abundant protein At1g64065-like
Exons: 1
Coding region: 59-703 (214 amino acids)
Source: RefSeq, a predicted model, not a curated record
UCUCACAUUCAACCAGCAAAGAUCCAAUAAUAUACUUUAUCAAGAAUCAAAGAGAUCAAUGGCGGAGAAGGAUCAGACGCCGACCUAUCCUUUGGCGCCAACCAAUGGAUAUGUUCGGAGUGAUGAAGAGGCUGCAGGCUCCGAGCUUUCCAAAGAGCUUUGUCGCAAGAAGCGCAUGAAAUGCUUGGCAUAUGCUGUUGCCUUUGCUGUGUUCCAAACUGGUGUCAUAUUAAUCUUUUCUCUGACCGUGAUGAAGAUCAAAAAUCCUAAAUUUCGAGUUAGGUCGGCUUCUUUUGAGACCUUUGAGGUUGUGGCUUCAAACCCUUCAUUCAAUUUGAGGAUGAAUGCUGAACUAGGAGUGAAAAACACCAAUUUUGGUCACUACAAGUUCGACAACAGCACUAUUACCUUUUUCUAUAAGGGUGUACAAGUGGGUAGUGCCAUUGUUCCAAAUGCAAGAGCGAAAGCACGAUCAACCAAGAAGUUCAAUGUCGUUGUGGACCUUUCAUCAACCGGCGUACCAAGCAAUUCGGAGCUAGGGAGUGACUUGGAUUCCGGGAUUUUGCCGCUGAGCAGCCAAUCCAAUUUGAAGGGAAAGGUGGAGCUAAUGAAGGUGAUGAAGAAGAAGAAAUCAGUUGACAUGAAUUGCACCAUGGAACUUAAUAUCUCCACCAAGGAGCUCCGGCAUUUGACGUGCAAGUGAUAGACAUAUAUGUUUACUUAUGUGUUAGGCCUUAGGCAUUUGAAAAUUACUUUAUAUAUAUAUAUAUAUAUUGAGGGGGACAAUGUUUGUAAUCCUUUGGCUUGGCCAUUCUUUGUUUUGUGAUAUAUAUAC